CCAUCCACUAUCCCCUGCGCCACUGCUGCGACUUCUCGUGUCGUAGCCUCCCUCCGUCGGCUCUUCUCCCCUUCCUUCUUCAACUCCCCACGUCGCUGUUUCUUUUCACAGUCUCUCUUUACCAUCAUUUCUUUCUUCUUUCUAUUCCAACGCCGGUUUGCUCUUGUCCUUUCAGCAGAGCAAUUCGUCUUCCACACUCGCUCCUUCGCCUUUUGCGCAAGCACGUCUUCCGUGACACGCAGCACAAUCUCUAGCAACCAAUUUGCGCUCGACAUCAUUUAAUUUUGUACACUUUCUUCCAGUUCCAUCGUCUAGGAUCACCAUACUACAUCAUGCAGACCGCUAUUCUUUCUCUCUUGGCCGCAGCUGGCCUUGUCUCUGCCUCGCCAGCCGCCAGCAGCCUGUCUGUUCGCGGCGACAUUCCCUCCAUCACCGUCAAGGGCAAUGCUUUCUACGCCAACGACAAGCGCUUCUUCCUUCGCGGUAUUGACUACCAGCCCGGUGGCAACUCCAAGGCCGUCGACCCUCUCGCCGACACCAGCAUUUGCAAGCGUGACAUCAAGAACUUCAAGGAUCUUGGUAUCAACACUAUCCGUGUCUACAUUGUCGACAACUCCAAGGACCACAAGGAGUGCAUGCAAGCUCUUGCUGAUGCUGGCAUCUACUUGGUUCUCGAUGUCAACAACUCCAAGUACGCUCUGAACAGAGCUGCCACUGACGUCCACAAGACCUACAACGUCGACUACAUCCAGAACGUCUUGGCUACCGUCACCGAGUUUGCCAAGUACCCCAACACCCUUGCCUUCAUUUCCGGCAACGAAGUCGUCAACGACGAGAAGGGCACUGACAAGGCCGCUCCCUACGUCAAGGCCAUCACCCGCGACAUCAAGACUUUUAUCUCCAACCAGAAGGGCAUGCGCAAGAUCCCUGUUGGCUAUGCCGCUGCCGAUGUCUCUACAAACCGCAUGCAGAUCGCUCAGUACCUCAACUGUGGUGCUGAUGACGCCCGAGUGGACUUCUUCGCCUUCAAUGACUACUCCUGGUGCAAUAGCAACUUCCAGGAAUCUGGUUGGGACCAAAAGGUUAAGAACUUCACCGACUACGGCCUUCCCAUCUUCCUUUCUGAGUGGGGUUGCAUUGAAAGCCCUCCCCGCAAGUUUGAGGAGCUCGGUGCUCUCAUGUCCGACCAGAUGACCUCUGUCUACUCUGGUGGCCUCCUUUACGAGUACACCUAUGAGGAGAACCACUACGGUAUUGUCGAUGUUGAUGGUAACGAUGUCAAGCCCCGCCCUGAGUACAAGGUCUUCAAGGCUGCCCUCGCCAAGUACCCUGCGCCCUCUGGUGAUGCCGGCGCCAGCUCCAAGGGCCACUCCAGCACUUGCCCUGCCCAGAGCCCGGGUUGGGAGGUUGACUCCAAGGUACUCCCCACCAUCCCCUCACAAGCUGCCAAGUUCAUCUCCGGUGGUGCUGGAAAAGGCCCUGGUCUGGACGGACCCGGCUCAAUGGACGGCAAGAGCCAGACAUCCGAUACCAACAGUGAUGCCAACAAGCCCUCAACCGGCGAUAACUCGUCUAACUCGAAGAAUGCUGCUGUCAGCGUCUUUGGUGGCAUUCCCGCUGCCACUGCCACCAUCGGCUUCCUUGUCGCUGCUUUGAACGCUUUGGCCUUGUAAGGAAUUGUCACGCGCUUCUUCUCUCGUCUCAUACGGGCAGGAAGACCACAUUCUUUGCUUUUUGUACUUUUUAUGUCAAUGAGCUGGUUUCUCGUUCACGCCGGAAGCUGUAUGUGAACAGGGCCGCUGUACAGUUUUGGCUCUGUUCUGUGCAAAUUCAUGCCUUGAUGUUGUCCCAACGAUGGCGUAAAGGUCUUUUUAAUACAUAGCAAUCACAGUUUGUUUAUCAAUCAAAGUUAGUUUGUAAUUC
Molecule: messenger RNA, 1923 nt
Organism: [Torrubiella] hemipterigena
Lineage: Eukaryota; Fungi; Ascomycota; Sordariomycetes; Hypocreales; Clavicipitaceae
Source: the annotation of a GenBank genome assembly